CGUUAUACGUUGUCUAAAGGCGAGUGUUGGUCGUGGUGUGUAGCGUACGAAGACGAAGGUACGAAUGUGUAUGUGCGCGUUUUCGUGUGCUGCUGUGUUUUUUUGUACGCCACGUAUUAUUAUAUUAAAUAUAAUAGUGUAAACGAUGUGAUAGUGAGAAUUAUAUUUUAAUUAUUAUAAAUGAUAUUUUUACGCGUUACGAUUAAUGUAGUAAUUAUUUAACGAACGUUUUUGUUAUUAUUGGCGCGAAGAAUUCGAGAAUCCGACGAGUCGAGUCGACGUGCUGUGUUACCAUUAUUUAAUCACCCACCAUUAGUAGUAUUAUUCGACGAAUAAAGUGUGUAUUUUGCUUAUCUAUCUGUGUACGACGUACCUCUACCUACCUACGUGAGAAGAAGAAGUGUUCGUACUCGUCGUCUUCGUCGUCGUCGGUGGUGUUGAAAUAAAUGUGUUAUUGUAUAUCGAUGUCGUCCAGUGCGACAAUCCUUCGCUGAUAUCAGUAUUAUUACAAUACGCAAGCUACAAGAAAUUACAUAUUUCUUAUGCAUCAUUUGCCAAAGAAGAAAGAGUAAUCCAAAUGUUACAAGACAAUUCUAGUUCCAAUGAAAUUCAUUCUGAUAUACUUAGUUCUUUCGAGGAGAUUGUAGAGAACGACAUUGCGAGCAAUGAGCCUGUUCAACCACAAAAUACCCAUAAUUCUACACCAUCUCACAUUGAUAUAGGCUGUGAGCCAAAAAGUUCUCGGAGUAAGAAGUCUGAUUCAGGGUGUAUGGAGGGGGAUCGAGCUGGCUCCCUUCAUUCUCCCAAAUUAACUCUCUCUUGUUCUCUUAUAUCUGUGAUAACCAGCUCAAGUAUGUUAGAAGAGCCUAAUCCUCCGUCCUAUCGUAUAUUACAGAGCUCGCAAGAUAUUGACGGGGGUACUUCCAUGGCCCGACACCUGACAAAGGUGGCCGACUCUGGUGCUCAGGAUAGUAAUAAGUUUCCUAGUAAUAAUAACAAUCAUAACGAUAGUUUUAAACUAACUAAUAAGGAUCCCGCUGCUACUACUGCUGCUGCUGCUGCUACUACUACAUCAUCCACUGCUAGUACUGCUGCGAUGAAUGACGACGAACCGAACGUAAAAGACCAUAGAGGAGAAGAAGAAGGCAACGUAAAUGGCGAUAGCGUCGCCUCUUCUUGCUACUGCUACUCGUCCCAAAAGGCAGACGACAAUGAUGGCAAUAACGAUAAUAAUCGCAACAACGACAACGACGACGACGACGACGCCGACGAUGCUAAACCACAACCACACCAGAGCCCUGCAGCAGGGAAAUCCUUCAUCGUACGGAGUAAGACUCCGGCGACUUCGGCGGUGGUGGCAGCGUCGACGACGACCAUUGUUGGCGACGAUGGCGGUGCUGGCGGCGCGGCAAUAAUUUCAUCAUCAUCGUCAUCAUCAUCGUUGUCCGAUCAAUACAUUCCAAUAACGAAGAAUUCGUAUCCUACCGAAAUGCGCGACAAAGAAGACUUCUACUACGACGACGAUCACGAACUGACCAAAAUUGCGGAUAAUUACAAGAAAACGUGGGGUAUUCCGUUAAUGUGUAAGCUGUUGGGCGGCGGCGAGAGUACGUUGAAUUCGAACCAAGCCGGUCCCAUAUCGAAUUCGGCGGCCGGGUCUCCUUCUUCAGGCGGUACCGGAGCUGGCGGCGGCGGCGGCGCCAAUAACAACGCCGGAGGCGGCGGUUGGCCGGCCGGAUCUAAUCAGACGACCGGAGGCGGCGGCGGUAACGCGUGGAACGCGAGCGGAGCUGCGGGCGGCAAUGGCGGCGGUAGCAAUGCAGGUGGCGCCGGCCGGCAAGCGGUCGUCUCUAAUUCUUCCUCGAAUAAUGCUAGUCAUCCAUCGAAUACGUCACAAAAUUCAGGCAAAGGUGGUAACAAUUCCGGUAACCAAAGUCAAGUGUCUUCGCAACAGCAACAACAACAACAGCAACAAGGCGGCGGCGGCGGCACUAGCGGACAACAAGGUGGCGGCGGUGGUAACACCGGCGGCGCAACUUCGUGGGCUCAGGCAGCCGGUAAAAAUCUGCCCCCGUCGUCUUCGGCGGCGGCUGCGAACACAUCACCCGGAUCAGGUGGCAGCGGCGCCGGAGCAGGCAACGUACCAGCGUCGCCGAUCGGAGCUGGUAAUACGACAUCGAACGGCGGCGGCGGUGCGAAUAACGCAGGCGGUAACGGCGGCAACGGAACUAGUAUGGGAAGUCCUGGCGGCGGAGCAGGCGGUUCGGUUGGCGGAAAUACGGGCGCCGGGGGCGCAGCCAACGGUACGAAUACGACCGCUUCGAAGCAGCAAAUCGAAGAUUUCAAAUCGAUACGCGAUUCUUUAUUCGCCACCGAUGGAUGGGGCGGUCAGCACGUGAAUCAGGAUAGUCUAUGGGACGUUCCAUCGUCUCCGGAGCCAGCCGGAGCUGUGAAAGACGGCGCCGGCGGCGGUAACAACGCCUCGGCCGCUAUACCGUGGAAACCGAACGUGAACAACGGUACUGAUUUGUGGGAAGCGAAUUUACGUAACGGCGGACAGCCUCCGCCGCAGACUACGCAGAAAACGCCGUGGGGACAUACGCCUACGACCAAUAUCGGCGGCACGUGGGGCGAAGACGACGACGUCGGCGAAUCGUCCAACGUGUGGUCCGGAUCGUCGACUGCGAACGUGGCUAAUCCGGGCGUACAGCAGUGGGGAUCGACUCCGAAUAAUCCGACUCCGAUGUGGGGCAACGCGACCAAAAAAGACGAAUGGGGUAAUUCGGCCGGCGCAGGAGGUGGCGGCGGCGGUAGCGGCUGGAAUGAUCCCAGAGAUAUGCCCAGAGCCGGUAACGGUAUGGAUCCGAGGAACAAUAUGGUCGACAAUUCGCAUAUGCGCGCCGUCAUCGAUCACAGAGGUAUCAGCGGUAGAUUGAACGGUUCGAAUAACGCUGAGCCUAUGUGGGGCGGACCACCACCGCAACAACCACCUGGCGGACCUGGUCCGCAUCAUCAUGUCACACCAACCGGUCCACCACCCGGGCCACCCGCUCAAACAUCGAAAAUGGUACCACCCGGAGGUCCGGCAACAGUAUCUCAUUGGAAAGAAAUGGGAGGCGUUGCGGGCAAUAAUCUAGGACGUAGCGGAAUGCAAUGUCCGCCUGGACCAACGAUACCUCAAAAUCGUCUCAAUACCAGUGGAUUGAAUAGCGCGGCUGCGGCUGCCGUAGCUGCCGGCAUUAAACCCGAUCAGUUAUGGGGAGCUCAUCCGAACAGAAACGGCGCGUGGGGCGAAAAUGGUCCUCACGAUAUGAACUCGACACCCUGGGGCGAAGAGAAACUAACGCCUUGGAACGAACCGAACAUGACGUCUUGGAAUUCGUCUCAAAAACCCAAAACCCCAAUGACUCCCGGAGGCUGGGGUGAUGGCGAAGUUGAUCCCGCAUCUUGGGGUCAUGCGUCAAAGAUGGCUCCGAAGAAUUUAACCAAAGAAAUCGUCUGGGCCAGUAAACAGUUCAGGAUUUUAUCCGAAAUGAAUUUCAAAAAAGACGACGUCGAGAACGCUCUUCGCGCCAGUAACAUGAAUCUUGAAGACGCUCUCGAGUACCUGAACGCGACUCGUGCCGGAGCUACCGUCAACAAUAUGGACGGUUGGAGAAGACACGAUAUUGAUGCUAGUCCAUUUGAUCACACGACCAAUCAACCUUAUCCCUCGCAUAGAUUUAAUCCUCAGCAGCAAUUACCAUUUACGAUGCCGCCUGGUGGCAAUGGCGGUGGUAAUGGAGCAGCCACACCUAGUCUUUCGAAUCUUAAUCCAGCCAUGGUACAAAAAUUACUUACACAGCAGCCACCUCCGCAGCAGGCUUCUGUUCAGCCCUUUAAUCAAACAUCACGCACAACUCAAAAUCAGCCUUCGGCUCAUCAGUUACGUAUGCUGGUGCAACAGAUUCAGAUGGCUGUGUCGGCUGGAUAUCUUAAUCAUCAGAUUUUGAAUCAGCCUUUGGCGCCUCAAACGCUCAUACUAUUGAAUCAAUUAUUGCAACAAAUCAAGCUGCUGCAACAGCUCCAGCAACAGGCUACUCAGCAAUCCAUGUAUCCGGGAGGUCAACCGAACAAAAGCGGAGCUUACAUGACAUUAACGGUGAAACAGCAACAAUGCAAGCAACAGAUACAAAGUUUACAAAAUCAAAUUGUCGCUACUCAAGCUGUUUACAUGAAACAGCAGCAACAACAGUCGCAGCAUCAUCUAGGUGCACCGAGCGGCCAGCAGCAAGGCGCGAAUAUGACUGAUUUCUUCAAAAGCCAGGACCCAUUAUCGCUUCUGCAAACUAAUUUCUCUGAUCUCAACCUGACUAAGGAUCCUCAAAUGCAAGCGGUAGCUGCCGGUUUUCAGAAUCAAUCUAAACUAAACCAAUGGAAAUUACCUAAUUCUAUGGAUAAAGACGACCUGAACUGCGGUAACGAGUUUAGCCGCGCGCCCGGUACAACUACGAAAAGCACACCGGCUUCGGGAUCUCCGAAUUUGAAUCCUUUGCUCGGACAAAGUGACAGCACAUGGUCUAAUGUUACUAAUCGUUGCGAAUCCGGUUGGCCGGAGUCUGUGAACGAAUUAUCUGAUAAUAAAGAUUGGGGAUCGCCCGGUUCAGCAGCCAGUAAUUUUACCGACUUGGUUCCAGAAUUCGAGCCCGGUAAACCGUGGAAGGGUAAUCAAAUGAAAAGCGUCGAAGACGAUCCAAACAUAACGCCCGGCUCUGUGGUACGAAGUCCGUUGCUGUCGUUGUCGACGAUGAAAGACGCGGAUAUAUUUAAUACUACUUCGAACGCAGCCACUCUAAGUGGAAAAACGUCGCCUACUUCGGUAGACAUGCCUCUUACUCCGUUAUCCAUUCCUUCAUCAUCGACGUGGAGUUUCAACCCCGCGUCUUCGGUUUCCUCUUCUUCUUUUGCUAGUCCUUUAGGUAAAGUGAAUAAUGGUAAUUCAGUCGUAUCGAAGAACGCCGGCUGGGGCGAUGUGAACACAUCGUCGGCUGCCAACGUCAGCGAUCUAUGGGCGAUGCCUAAAUCACGCGGCCCACCUCCCGGUCUAACCGCCAACAAUAAGAAUUCCAAUAUGGGUGGAGGCGGCGGCGGCGCAUCUAACAGCAAUGGCUGGGGAUCGCUCGGAUCACCGAGAUGGCCGUCGAUGGCGAAUUCGCAAAAUACCUGGAUGGGUUCGCCUUGGCUGUUGUUGAGAAAUCUUACACCACAAAUUGACGGUUCUACUUUGAAAACUCUAUGCAUGCAGCAUGGUCCGUUGAAUAAUUUCCACUUAUUUUUAAACCACGGUAUUGCAUUGGCUAAGUACAAUACGCGCGACGAAGCGAGCAAAGCUCAAGGUGCGCUGAACAGCUGCGUGCUGGGCAACACGACGAUAUUCGCCGAAUCGCCGGCCGAGAACGAGGUGCACUCGCUACUACAACAGUUGAACCAGCAAAGCACGUCUGCGGCGGCGGCCGGCCAAAAUUGGUCACGCGGCGGAGCGGGCGGCGGCGGCGGCGGAGGCGGUUCGGUGGGCGGCGGCGGGCAAGGCGGCGUCAACCAGACCGCCAAGCAAAUGCAGCAAAACUCGCAGCAGGCGGCGGCGGCAGCGGCGGCAGCAGCAGCAGCUGCGGCAGCGGCGGCGGCCGGAGCCGGCGGACCUACGGACGCGUGGGGCUCGAACGCGGCGGCGGCCAACCCCAGCCAAUUAUGGUCUUCGGCGCUGUGGGGCGCUCCACCAGGCGGCCUCGAAACAUCCGAUCCGCAUCGCGCGACGCCAUCGUCUCUCAACUCGUUCCUACCGGGUGAUCUAUUAGGCGGCGAAAGUAUGUGAAGAUGAGACUUCUCACACUCAAUUCACGUUGGUUGGUGGUAUGAGGAUGGCGAUGGCGACGACGACGACGACGACGAAAGAGUACUCAUCAAAAAAAAAAAUACCUAGCUGUAUCUUCUCUCUGCACAUAAAUGUAUACCUACGGUACGUCUCUCCUUCUUCUUCUUCUUCAUCAUCAUCAUCAUCAUCAUGGUCAUCAGCAUAGCAUUUUACCUAUUCCACACCAGUGAGUUGUACAUCUCCGCAUCCACCGUCAAGCCAGUCGUCUGUACGGGAUCGGCGGUCAUCUUACAAUCAGUCAAAAAGUAUGCGUAAGAUGGUCGUUAUAUUAUUUAUCUCUACCCUACAUAUAAUACGUGUGUAUUUUCCUCUCUGUCUCUCUCUCUCUCUCUCGUAUCUACAAUUAUUUAUAUAAUAUGCAUAUUACGCUCGUUCUAUUAAUUGUUCUAGUAGCGUGUGUAAUCGUGUACUUUUAUCAUUUUUUUUUCGCCCCCUUUUGCCCUCGAGUACCCUAAAUGUAUUGUUUUUACCAACGUAGUACGUGUUAUUUUAUUGGUUCGUUCGUUUGCUCGGACAACGAAUAUCGUGUGUGAUACGACGACGAAGUCGAAGUCGAUGAUGAAGAUGGGAAAAGUACGCGAGCACCUCGCCGCCCCUCAACAUAAUCCUCUGUGUAUCGUUCCUGGUAUCCUGGUGUAAUUUUUUUUUCUUACGUGCGAUGAUGUUAAUAUUACGCUUAGCUCAGGUGUUAUUUUACUCUUUCUCUCUCUCUAUAUACCUAUUCCGUGUAUUACUAUAACCGAUGAGCGGCCAAAGGCUGAAUUUUAUCCACCCCCCACCCCCUCUCAUGUUUUAUCGAUGUUAACUUACUAUUAUGUACUACAUUUAUGAGCCUAUUCUGGUCAUAAUAUGUUUUUUUUUUCUGUCUUUUAAAUCCUAAUCUCUCCCCCCCCCCCUAUCAACGAGUGUCCUUAGCUGAACAACAACAACAUCAAAACAAGAGUAAUGUAAUCACAGCAGCAGAGAUGAUAAUCCGGCGACGAUUUGUGUUUGCGUUAGUGUACGAGUGUGUAUUAUUUGUGUAUGUAUGUGUUUGUAUGUCUGUCUGUGUGUGUGUGUGUGGAUGUUCCUAGAACGUAGAAGGAACGUUCUACGAUACCUUAUAUACCCUUCCUGUGUACCAAUUUCACAAAGUCCGAAGUCGAGCUAUUAAAAUACUAUUUACGAUUUUGAUUUUGUACCGCGUUGUUUGUCGCGCCUCAAGGAGCGUAUGUACUUUGAGGGGAAAAAAAAUAUCUUACGUGUGUGUGUAAUAAGCCUCUGUUAACUACUACGAUCAUGCCUGCCAUAACUCGCAAUUAGUUGUUGUGUUAUUAUUAUUAAUUUUUUCUCUGUUUUGUUUCUUUUUUUUUUCAUUUUUUUUCCUUUUUGUUUACGAGUAAAUACGUACGGAAGUCUUACUUUUUUUUUUUGCGCCUUAAACUUUAUAUACCUAUGGUUAUGUGUACUACUAACGAAGUUACAAAAUGUAAGGAUAUAGCGAAGAAUGAAUUAAAUGAAGUUUUAAAUAAAUAAUAAAAAAUGAAAAAAAAAAUUUGAAAAAAAAAUUAUUUUUAUUACACGAUAAGUUACAUUGAAAAAAUGAUAUUUUUUAAGGUACAAUGAUCUUGAUAGUAUUUGAUAAAAUCGUUUUUGUUUUUACCAAUGA
Planococcus citri (citrus mealybug) is the source of this 7559-nucleotide messenger RNA. RefSeq names its product trinucleotide repeat containing adaptor 6-like gawky (gene gw). NCBI's taxonomy places the organism in Eukaryota, Metazoa, Arthropoda, Insecta, Hemiptera, Pseudococcidae. Gene Ontology annotation, molecular function: protein binding; RNA binding. Gene Ontology annotation, biological process: miRNA-mediated gene silencing by inhibition of translation; positive regulation of nuclear-transcribed mRNA poly(A) tail shortening. The record is from RefSeq and is a predicted model, not a curated record. The transcript is spliced from 21 exons. Bases 578 to 5851 code for a protein of 1757 amino acids. Gene Ontology annotation, cellular component: P-body; nucleoplasm.